Messenger RNA from Cylindrotheca closterium, 3411 nucleotides. The record is from the annotation of a GenBank genome assembly. Lineage: Eukaryota; Bacillariophyta; Bacillariophyceae; Bacillariales; Bacillariaceae.
AUGGACGACGCCGCUGCUGAAAUUCCGAAGCACUCUUCUUCUUCUUCCCGCCCUCAAUCCAGUCGGAGACGAGAGAAAAAGGAUGGAAGUCGCUCGAGCAGUCGAUCCAAAAAAAGUUCGAGAAUCAAAUCAACGAAUGAUGUCUAUUCUGAGAUGGACAAUAAGCCCAAGCACUCUGCUUCCUCCCGUCAAUCUGAUCGGUCUAGAGAACGACAUGGUUCGAAAAGACCUGGAAAGGACGAAGAAGGCAGCACUGAAUCUCGCGAACACCGUGCCAGUCGUCGUGAAAAAGAGGAUCGAGAUGCCAAACAAAGAGCACGCUCUUCUCGAAGUUUGGCCUCUGGGAGUCGCUCUUCCCAAAGUUUAGUACCUGGGGCUCAAGCCUCGACGGAUGAGCAUAAAUCCAGCAGAAAGUCUCGCUCUGGUACUUCUCGUUCUGCCUCUUCUCGUUCUGUGAAUCGAGAUGAAAAGGCAGCCUAUAGGAACAGAACAACCAGUGGCCCUGCUUCCGUUCCUGGAGCUCAAGUGGGUCGUUCUCGUAGACGUGACGAAAAGUCAAACGGACGUCGCAACAAUCGAGCUACCAGACCUGGUGUCGAGUCUGGGUCAUCUUCCAAGGAUCGGAGUAGAUCCAAAGCAAGCAGAAACGCCAAAGCAACCAGGAAAAGUAACGAUGGAGACAUUGUUGUUGAGAAUAAUGACGGGGAGGCAGUCGUUGCGGCCUUGUUGGUUGAAGAAGAAGAUGCAGGCGAGAAGAAAGCGAACGAGAUGGCUCAAAUGCGUCAAGAGAUCGCUGCUGAAGCCGAAAGGCAGCGAGAGAGGAUGGAAGAAGAAAACCGACGUAUCCGAGAAGAAGCGGAGCGCAAGGAAGCCGAACGAGAGCGCAAAGCAAAAAAGCGCAACAAGAUCAUUUGUGCCUUGAUUGUUGUCUUGAUUGGUGGUGGUGUUGGUGCCUUCUUUGCUCUUCAAGGUGGAAGUGGCAAUGCCGAUGCGACUGAGGUGACUCCAGACAUUACCAAGGAAGAAGAAGGAACCCUCGAUCCUGCUCUCAGUCCUUCCGAGUUCCCAUCUGGCAAGCCUUCCAACAGUCCCAGCAUCUUUCGAAAAUAUGACAUUCCAAGCGACGAAGUCUGUCAACGUAUCGCUUCUGGCCUUCCAUUGGAAGAUGAAGAGAAUAUGGAUAUCAAGAGCUUUGAUGUUCUAAUCGAUGUGGGACUGUCCGAUGACAGUGAUAUAAAUGCACUCGCUCCAGAUUUGCAAAACAGUUUUGAGCAAGUCUUGGUGCCAGACCUGAUUGGUUGUCCCCGUGAAGGGUUUUCCGAGCGCCGACUUCAAGAGACUUGGGAGAAUAUUCGAUAUGCGAUUGCCAAGGCAGAGUUAAAUUUUAGCAUAGCCGAAGGCGAAUCUUGUCAAGAUGAUACAGGGUCAAGUACUUGCACUGUCAUGACAGCUACUAUCAUCACUACCGUUCGAGAAGAAGAGAGGAUCUUGAAUCUAAUUGCCAUUCUGAGUACCGUAUUCAGUGCUGGAGAGAAUCUAAAUCCAGUACUUCAACUCCAAGCACCAUUUGAUGCUGUUGUGGUUCGGUUGAUUCGAUCAAUCGACCCAACAGCAGCACCGACAAUUGCUCCAACUGAAAUUGCAAGUGAGAAUCCUACCAGUUUUCCCACAGCUGUGGCUCCAUUGAAGACUCCAACCACCUCUGCGCCUACAAUUGAUGGAACAACGCCUGCACCAACAAAGACCACGACAAAGUCUCCUACAAAGGCGCCCACCCAGGCUCCUACACAAACCCCUCCUCCAACAUUUGCUCCCCAGCCUGGAUUAACUCCGCCGCCAACGCCCCCGCCGACGGCGCCACCAACGCAGGCUCCGACACCAACUCCUCCUCCGACAGUUGCUCCUCAGCCCGGAUUGACUCCGCCGCCGACGCAGACUUCAAGCAUUAGUCCGACCAACAUCCCAUCCGAGGCUCCAAGCGAGCGCCCGACUUCUGCCCGUCCUUCUGUGACUCCUUCGAUGGUGCCAAGUUCCAGUCCUUCGUUGGGGGGCAGCCCAGCGCCUUCACGUAGUCCGACUAGUGGUCCAACCAGCGAUCCCACUAGCAGUCCAACAUCUCCAGCUCCCACUUCCAUCUAUCUAGGUUGCUUUCAAGAUGAUUCUACCUUCGGAGUAAUGGAUACCGCAGUUAAGCACGAGAUUGAUGUCGAGGAAUGCCGCGACUUUUGCAGUAUUAUUGGAUAUGCUUACGCCGCGAUCCACUUUGGAUAUGAAUGCUACUGCGGAAAUGCAUACGACUCCCUUGGAACAGCAAGUAACUGUAACAGCGCGUGCUUCAACUCUGCUGAUCAGUAUUGUGGCGGUGAGAAUUCAAACAGUGUGUACAUGAGUGGUGCAGUUGUGACUUCUCCCGUGCCAGCGUUGGCAAGUGACUUAUACUGUGGGUGUACAGGUGAUUUCAACUAUGAAAUUGUGCGGGAUAUGUCACAUUCGGCUCCCCACACCGGCCUCUCCCAAUCUGCAUGCAUUCAGUACUGCAAGUCUGAGGGAUACAACUUUGCAGGUUUACAGUACGCGAAUGAGUGCUUUUGCGGAGACUCGCCUGGAUCAUAUGGGAUGUCAUUGAAUUGCUUCUUUUUUGAUAACGAUAAGGAUGGCUAUAGAGACUUCUGCAAUGUUGUUGGGAAGGGAGCUUGCCUUGACGGUUCCAAUGAAUGUGAGUGCGGGGGUGUUGAGUCCAAUAUUUUGUUUCGGACGAGCCAAGCGAUCUCUUGUCCCAGUGUCGCGCAGCCUGCGGAUGACUAUAUCGGUUGCAGGAACGACUUAGCAAGCAAUCGUGACUUGGACGUUUUGGGAUCACAUUACUCCUCUGUGGCGGAAUGCAAGGCACUAUGUCUAGACAUCGGUUUCACUUACUUUGGCGUCCAGUAUGGCGAACAGUGCUUCUGUGGCAACUCCUACGGCAAGUAUGGAAUUUCUGAAAAUUGCGACACUCCAUGCACCGCAGUGGAUGAAUCGAAUUGUGGAGGUGAAUAUGCCAAUAGCGCAUAUUUUACUGGGGCAGCUGUUGCUCCAGUAGCAGAUUUGGAAGACAACUUGUACUGUGGAUGCAUGGGGGACAUGGUAGAGCCAAGGGAUUUGGAACAUCAAGCCCCGCACAGUGACCUCGGCCAAAACGCUUGCAUUUACUAUUGCCGUUCCAAAAAUUACGACUUUGCGGGUUUGCAGGAGGGAAAGAAAUGCUUUUGCGGCGACAACGCAGGAACCUACGGGUUGUCGAAUGAUUGUGGUAUGGAGUGCCUUCGUCCAGAAGCUUCAGUUUGCUACGAUGGUAGUUCAUCAUGCACUUGUGGUGGCCCUAGCGGGAGUGAUGUGUUUCGCACUAGCACAGGCGUCUCUUGCCCAGUGUAG